CUAAAAGGUGUUUCAAGUAUACCCAUUCCACGGUACUAUUUUGUUUUAGCAAAAUCGCUUCCAGUCCACUGCAUCGUAGAAGCGAUCUGUUCUCUCGAAGAGAGUCGCUCCUUGCAACACGGAGUAUGGAGACGUCGACCCAUGAUAGAAAUCGACACGUACGUGAUCAUCCCUGUAGGGACUCCAUUCCACAACCUGGUGCAGGCUGCCUUGUUCCGACUGGGGUACUCUUCUGAGAGCGCGGCUGCUGCCAAAGGCUCUGUUCUGAUAAAGAACUGGAAAGCGCUGACCUUCGACCAGAUUUCCGAUGACUCGUUGAUAACCGUGGGGGACAUCCUGGGAGAACUCUCCACUGUGGCCACGUUGAGGAUCCAGGUGUUCAGGGGGAGACCAGGAGUUUUGAGUGAAAUCAAAGACAAGCUGUUGCGGUUUCUGCUGCUGCAGUCACAUGGGCUUCUGCUGUCUUCAGGAUGUCCGUUGGAUGAGAUACUUCUGUCACAAUUAUGCCGAAAUAGUAACUCAGCAUCAGGUCCCCUGCCAGAAAUCUCGGAAGAAAGCCGCAGGAAAUUCGACCAAUGGUGGUCGACGCAAUUCAGUCCUCAGUCCCCUGCUACAAGGUCACAAUUUGUUCCGACCUACCCCAACCACUACCCAGUCCCUUCACAACCUCCUACACCAAUGGAGCGCAAUCUUGCCGAUCCCCACCCCGCCAUUCAGACUGUCCACAACCAGUUCCCUACCCAAAAGACUAGGAUGAGGACUAGUUUCGAUCCAGAACUGGAACUACCUAAACUGCAGAGGUGGUUCACUGAAAACCAGCAUCCUAGCAGACAGCAAAUCCAGCAGUACGUGAAGGAACUAAAUAAUCUCGAAUCUAGAAGAGGCAGGAAACCGCUAGACAUCAACAAUGUAGUAUACUGGUUCAAAAACGCGAGGGCGGCUCAGAAGAGAGCUGAGAUUAGGAAUGUGACCACACCUAAUCUACAAUGCCACAUUACUGUUAAUGGCUACAACAGUCACAGUCCUCCCAACGGUACUAGUUUCAUGUUAUCUGAUAACUACCUGAACUCGGAGAGACUGAACGACCACAGAUUGAAGAACAAUAUGUCGAGGCGGGGUCCGCAGAAUUCCCAAACUUCAGACGAGUUCUCGAAUGCUGGAUCCGAUCUGGAAGAUGAGGAUAUGACGGAAGUGCAACCGCCCAGCCCGACUGGUCCUUUGUCCUUGACGACCAGGAAGGAUUCCAGGGACGACAGUCCCAGGUCUUCCACUACGCCUCCUCACCAGCCUCCUGACAUCCAAACUGAGAAGGACAGACGGGAAGAACCGGCCAUGGAAGCGACCAACCUCUGUUCCGGCGACCACCUCAACAACAACAAGAUACCUCUGUCCGACAUGGAGGAAGACGACGACCACGACAACAAGAGCCCCUUCGAGGCAAACCAGCGACCGUCUCCCGUCAACCGGUCUCUCGCUCAGCGUUUCUGUAACUCCCCGGACGCGGAUAAUCAGCUGAUGCCGCGCGCUCCGGACGGCCUUUUUCCGGUGCUGCCCAACUCCAUGUUCAGCCACAGCAUCAUGUACAUGAGCCACUACAUGCCAGGCUUGGCCCAAGCCUCCUCCCCUCCGAGUUCCAGCCUUGGUUUGUCUGGCCUGAGCGCGGACGAGAGGAGAAAGCGGAACCGGACCUUCAUUGAUCCGGUUACCGAGGUGCCAAGGCUUGAGCAGUGGUUUUCGCUGAAUACGCAUCCCUCGCACAAUUUGAUCCUGAAGUAUACGGAGGAGCUGAAUUGUAUGGCGUACAGGCAGAAGUUUCCCAGGUUGGAGCCGAAGAACGUGCAGUUCUGGUUCAAGAAUCGGAGGGCGAAGUGUAAGAGGUUGAAGAUGUCGCUGUUCGAUGGCCAAACGGGCCAGUAUCACCAUAGCGAGCGUGAUUAA
Molecule: messenger RNA, 1938 nt
Organism: Phaedon cochleariae (mustard beetle)
Lineage: Eukaryota; Metazoa; Arthropoda; Insecta; Coleoptera; Chrysomelidae
Source: the annotation of a GenBank genome assembly